AUGUCACCUUCUGGUCACCUGUGUCUCCUCAGCAUCAUAAGCCUGGUUCUCCCCACCAGAGGUAAGACCCAGCCUUUGUCUCCACCCUGUUCCCUGAAGCCCCCAGCCCCUCAUGACUGGUCAGAUGAAGCAGUGGAUAAUCCCUUCUUCUAUGAUGAGGACACGCUCCGGAAGCAGGGUCUGUUGGUUGCAGCUGUGCUGUUCAUCACAGGCAUUGUCAUCCUCACCAGUGGCAAGUGUAGACAGCUGCCCCAGUUAUGCCGGAAUUCUUGCAGUUACCCUCUUGGAUCUCCAGCUCUCUUUAACUGCAGACGCAUGAUUUUGCAAAUCAACAUAGUCUUGCAAAUCAUCAACAGCUGCGCCCUGACUAUCGCCGACGCGUUCACUGAGGCCAGCGAGAGCCCCGCACGCGCCCUGCCGGCCCACGUGGCCCCGAGGAGGUUCAUCUGCUCCUUCCCAGAUUGCAGUGCCAAUUACAACAAGGCCUGGAAGCUAGACGCGCACCCGUGCACGCACACAGGGGAGAGACCGUUUGCUUGUGACUAUGAAGGCUGCAGCAAAGCCUUCAUCAGGGAGUAUCAUCUCAGCCGCCAUGCCCUGACCCACACCGGAGAAAAGCCAUUUGUUUGUGAAGCUAGUGGCUGUGGUCAGAAAUUCAACACUCAAUCAAACCUGAAGAAACAUUUUGAGCGUAAACACAAAAACCAGCAAAGGCAGUAUGUGUGUGACUUUGAAGGUUGUAAGAAGGCCUUUAAGAAAUAUUAG
Molecule: messenger RNA, 765 nt
Organism: Elephantulus edwardii (Cape elephant shrew)
Lineage: Eukaryota; Metazoa; Chordata; Mammalia; Macroscelidea; Macroscelididae
Product: transcription factor IIIA-like
Exons: 6
Coding region: 1-765 (254 amino acids)
Biological process (GO): regulation of monoatomic ion transport
Cellular component (GO): nucleus; membrane
Molecular function (GO): ion channel regulator activity
Source: RefSeq, a predicted model, not a curated record